UCGCUUCUCCCUCUCCGUGGCGUGGAUCUGCGAUCACGUGAUCAUACCGGGCGCGUGCUGCGGCCGCUGUCAAAAAAAAAAAGGAAAAAAAUUCCAGCAGUUUGUAAAUUUCUCUUCAAGAUGGCGGAUCUGAGAGUGCGCGAGGACCUGAGGUCUUCCACACCCAACAGGAAGCUGAACAGCUCUUUUGGAGAACCAGCUUUUGGUUCCCCCAGCAAAGAUGAACAACAACAGCUCCUGGUAAUGAAGCAGACUUCCUGCUGAAGCUAAAAGCAGACGCUUCGUGUUUUAUUCCAUGAUGAAAACCACGAGAAGAAGAAGCAGGAACUUUGAUUCAUCUCCCAUUUUAAUUCAAGCCUGAAGUGCUUUACUGAAAGAAAACCCCGUAGACUAGGACACAUUAGAGUGAAGUUCUGUAUACACUGACCAGGCAUAACAUUAUGACCAGCUGUCUAAUAUCGUGUUUGUCCCUGCUAAAACAGCCCUGACCCGUCCUGCACUGUGUAUUCUGACCCCUUUCUAUCAGAACCAGCAUUAACUUCUUCAGUAAUUUGAGCAACAGUAGCUCGUCUGUUGGAUCGGAUCACACGGUCCAGCCAUCUCUCCCAACAUGAGCCUUGAUCGUCCAUGACCCUGUCGCCGGUUCACCACUGUUCCUUCCUUAGACCACUUUUGAUAGACACUGACCACUGCAGACUGGGAACACCCCACAAGAGCUGCAGUUUUGGAGAUGCUCUGAUCCAGUGGUCUAGCCAUCACAAUCUGGCCCUUCAUCAAACUCAAAGCUCAAAUCCUUACACUUGUCCAUUUUUCCUGUUUCUAACAUCAACUUUGAGGACAAAAUGUUGACUUGCUGCCUAAUAUAUCCCACCUACUAACAGGUGCCAUGAUGAGGAGAUACUGUCUUAUUCACUUCACCUGGCAGUGGUCAUAAUGUUAUACCUGAUCAGUGUAAAGACUUUGAAACAGGCGGUGCCAUUUUGUGGGAGUAUUCGAGGUGGGAUGCGACCUGGGAAGAAACUCACCAUCAUGGGCAUCGUGGAUUCAGAACCAGAUGGGUUUGACAUCAGUCUGACAUGUGGGUGUGACGACGUGGCCCUGGAGGUCAGCGCCAGGUUCGAGGAUCGUCAGCUUCUGAGAAACGCACACGUAGCCGGCUCGUGGGGCGAGGAGGAGGCGGCCAUCCCUUUCUUUCCCUUCCUCGCAGGACAGCCGUUCAGGUUGGAGAUCCACUGCGAGCACCAGAGUUUCCGUGUGCUCGUGGACGGACAGCCGCUGUUCGAUUUCUAUCACCGCGUGCACUCGCUGAUGUCCAUCGACACCAUCCAGAUCAACGGCAGCCUGAGCAUCACCAAACUCAACUGAGCUGGGACUCUGUCUCUCUCUCUCACUGUGUGUGUGUGAGAGAGUGAGAGAGAGAGAGAGACAGCUGGACCUCUGCUCUAUAGGACUGAAGGAGAAGGUUUCUGCAAACAAGGAAUUUUGAUCAUAAGAGAUCAGCUUCAGAGUCUUACUGUAAUGUGGAAGGACUGGAAUUGUCCUCGUCCUCGUGGUGCUGUGGUCGUUUGUAGUUAAUAUGAAUCGCUUUCACACACACACACACACACACACUAGCACGGGUAACUCUAGCUUUUUUCUUUCUUCUCUGUUUAUAUAAAUAUAGUGCUUACAGUUGACACUAAAGAAAAAGAUCAGAAUGUAGAGGUUAGCAUGCUGGAGAAAAAGAAAAACCGUUAGGACCUGGUAUUUAACGUAGCUAGCCGCUAAAGCUCUCACGGACGCGUGAGUAGACAUUAGCAUGAACAUAACUCCGAAGGAAACAAAAGCUCUUUAUAAAGUGAAGAUUUGUUAAAUCUGAAGGGAGCAUUAAGAUCAGGACUGUUGUGCUGACCUACACUACAGUGGAACACCAGCAGGGGGCGCAGUGAGUGACCUUUACACAGGACCAGGUACAACAGGAAUGGAAACAUUGAGCUUUAUUUUUCUGUUUUUACAUGAACUCGUGUUAAUUUCUGGUCCGGAAAUGUUAACAAUAAGCAGAAACUAUACCAUUACACAAAAGCACACUAUUAUUUUCCCCUCAAGUGCCUUUGAAGUUUUACGACUGCUGGAGAACCAUGUUUCGAUGUUACAGACUGCACCUUUAAAUCUGUUCCAUUGCUUUAUCCUGAAUGUAGUCAAGCAGCCCAGACAUGUUUGUUUUGAUUUGCACUCGAGCUAUGAGGCUGACUGUGAUUAAAGUAUCAAUCAGGAAAACCAGUCUAUCACCGUGAACGAAGAUGCACAUGGCCGCUUUAAAUCUGUCUGCUUGGUGUGGUGAAAGUCGCACGUUCUGAUACGGAGGUCAGCGAAUCUUGAGAGUGUCCCCGUGAUGAGUCCGAGUCAGAAGCAGACAGACUUCACAGCGCGCUGAAGGUUGAGGAAUACACUCAUCCAGAGCAGAGCUCACUCGCUCGCUCUCUCUCUCUCUCUCUCUCUCUCUCUCUCUCACACACACACACACAGCUUUCUGGAUCUAUGAGUAGAAGCUCAGGAACACAGCAGCAGGUGUUGAUGGAACUAAACAAAUGUAAUGUAUAAAGUAGUUAUGUUUUUUUUCGUCAGACAUUCCAGAUAUAGAAGUACGAGUUGAUAAAAAAUGAAGACAUUUCAUUGUAAAGAAUUUUUUUUAAUACUUCUGUGUACAUUUGUGUUUGUUUUAUAAUCACUGAUCAAUUAAAGCCUUCUCAUCGA
Molecule: messenger RNA, 2733 nt
Organism: Hemibagrus wyckioides
Lineage: Eukaryota; Metazoa; Chordata; Actinopteri; Siluriformes; Bagridae
Gene: lgalsla
Product: lectin, galactoside-binding-like a
Exons: 5
Coding region: 934-1365 (143 amino acids)
Molecular function (GO): carbohydrate binding
Source: RefSeq, a predicted model, not a curated record